CAUACUUCACAUCAGUCAUUUUUUAUGGUUUUCUCUCUUUAACCUCUAUUUAGAAAUUUUUGAUCAACAUUUAUCUGGUAUCAAUAGAAAAUAACAUAAAAUACGCAUUGACAGAUGAAAAUUCUUCAAUAACACCGUAAAAAUGAUGUCUCGUUUUUUUGGUGCCAUUUUCAAAAACAGGUUAACUCAUGACAUUGGACGUAGUGCAGUCAACUUUAAUGCAUCAGUUGCAAGUAGUUUAAAAUGUAUUCAACCUCAGUCUUCUGUCAACUGUUCUGCAGUUCAACAUUCACGUCUUAACUCGUCACUUUCCUCAUUGAUGAAUUUUCCUCUCAGUCACAAAAUCAGAUCGUCCAAUUCAACAACUUUUCCUAUUCUUAAUUCUCCCAACACAGACCUAAAAUUACAAUCACAGGUACGGAGUUAUGUCAGAUUCAAUAGAACAACUGGAAAACGUGAAACUGUUGGAGAAGUUUUACAACGUUUCUAUCGAUUGAAUUGGGGUAUAUGGAUAAGAACUAGAGCCGGAAGACACAGAAAGAUAUGGACAAAAAGACAGUCUAGGAUAACACGGUUACGCCAGCAUAUAUUUACUAAUUCCCAGCAAUCAUGGAUGUUAGACAAAAUGGUAUGUCCAUACUGGAGAAAACCAAAGUAUUACGUUGAUGAUCCGUACGAACCGUACCAUAAAAGAGAAGAAUAUUGGACUACUAGAACAAAACCGCAGCCUUGAUUUAAUACUAUUGUACUUGGCAAUUAAAAUUAAGAUUUUCAAAGGUAUAAUACAAUAAGUUGAUUAAAUAUUACCAAA
Microplitis mediator is the source of this 811-nucleotide messenger RNA. It is a transcript of the gene mRpL35, whose product is annotated as 39S ribosomal protein L35, mitochondrial. NCBI's taxonomy places the organism in Eukaryota, Metazoa, Arthropoda, Insecta, Hymenoptera, Braconidae. The transcript has 4 exons. Bases 143 to 733 code for a protein of 196 amino acids. Gene Ontology annotation, cellular component: ribosome; mitochondrion. Gene Ontology annotation, biological process: translation. Gene Ontology annotation, molecular function: structural constituent of ribosome. The record is from RefSeq and is a predicted model, not a curated record.